AUGAGUCCCACUGCUGCCCCCUCGAGCGUUCACUUGCGCCCUCUGCUGGCCGCCUGCGUCUCCGCCAGUGCGCUCGGCGGCCGCGUCCUGCGCGAAGUCGUGGAGCGCCACGUGGCGCUUGACCUCGUGAGCAAACAGGACGGCACGUACGAUCCACAGACAGUGGCGGACCGGCGAUCGCAGCAGCGGAUCGUUCAUGCGCUGCGUCACUCGUUCCCGCACGUCACUAUCGUCGGGGAAGAAGGAGAGCUCGGGCCGCCACGUCCAGAAGAUCAGCUGCAGUGCGACCUCUGCGCCCUCGACGACGUGGCGUUCUCCAGCAGCUGCAAAGGUGCAGAGGGCCUGAGCAGCGGUGAGGUCAAUGGCCCACUGGACUGGACAGAGCUCGUGCUGUGGGUCGACCCGCUCGACGGCACGAAACGCUUUGCUGCGGGACUGCACGACGAAGUCUCUGUGCUCAUUGGCAUCUCCUACCGACAACGGCCUCUCGCAGGCGUUGUGCACCUGCCGUUCAAGGGGACACACGGGGUCACGUAUUGGGGCGGGCCGAGCGUUGGGGUAUUCUGCAGCACUUACGAAGACAGCAGUGCUCAGACACUCACACAUGUGAAGCUGUCGAAAGAGACGAUGAUGUACCCCAAGCGGCAGCUCAUCUGCACCGUGUCGUCCACGACCUGCGACCAGGCGGACAAGGCGUUGCAGCUGCUCGGCCCGGAAACUGUCCGAACCGGUGGAGCGACAGGCACAAUGGUACUCAGCGUCGUAACGGGCGCCAGUGACGCCUUCUUUCGCUUCAAGGCCGCCACCCGCAAGUGGGAUAUCUGUGCAGUUGAGCCACUGCUCGAAGGGCUUGGGGGGAAGCUCACUGACACGCAGGGCAACGCGUACACGUACGACCACAUUGGCAACGCGCCUGAGUUUGACAAUGAGCGUGGACUGCUUGCGAGUCUUGAGCCAGCAGUGCAUCAGAUGCUCCUGGAUGCGUAUGCAAACGUCUCACUGCUGAGCGCAUUGGAUGGACGAGAGAUGGCGCCGCAGUGGUUUCAAGAGUGUGUUUUCGUGGGACGUCAAGUGGUAAGCGUGAACCUCGUGCCGGCUUCAGCUCACUACGGUAAACAGUCCGCCGUUGCAACGCUCGACGUGCACUUCAACGACCGCGACAAACGUCGUACCACUCGAGUGUUUCUCAAGAAAGCAGUAAAGAACGAGCUGCCUCCACGAACUGCUGCACAGUGGACGCGCGACAUUGCGUCGUAUCGUGCCGAGGCGACAUUCUACGCACGUUACGCCCCGUUGUUGCAACAACGAGGCGUCUCUCUGAUCCGACCGCUGGCAGUGUUCCAGAGUGAUGCUGCUGGCACCUGCACGACCAAUUUGGUGGCAAAGGAUACCACAAUUCCCGAGUGCCAAGCUCACUGCUCGGCCCCGAUAAACUUCAUGUUGCUGCUCGAAUGUCUCGGCUCGGCACCUCCGGCGUCGUCGAGUUUAGACGAUCUCCAGUCUCUCGCCACGUACGAAGCCGCCGAUCGCCUCGAACUGGUCGACACGAAACAAGCGUUGAGGUAUCUCGCGCAUCUGCAUGCUUCGACGUGGGGACUGCACGCUCUUGAUGACAUCAAAGGGGGUGAGCCCAUGGCCGAAGCGUGCUGGUGGAUGCUGUCCAAACGAGGCGAGACCGAAGUUGCUCGAGCUUUGCACAUUUGGCCGCAGAUGCUUCGGAACUGGGAGUCCGUGUUUGAAAGCGAGACGGAAUUGCCAUCGCUGGCCGAGCUAACAUCUCUGGGCGAACGAAUGGUCCAAGAGGCGGCGUAUGUCAACGCCUGUCUCACGGUGCACGCCGCCGCUUCAGUGCGCACGUUCGUCCAUGGCGACUUCAAGAGCGCCAACUUGUUCUUUGAGUCUCAGUCUCGAGACGUCGUGGCGUUCGAUUGGCAAUGGAGCGGCAUGGGUCUGGGCGCGAUGGACGUGGCGACUCUGCUCAACACGUCCGUGAGUAUCUCGGUCCUGUCCACUGGCACUGACGAACACGAGCUCCAGUUGCUCCAGUUCUACUACACCUGCUUGCGCGAGCGCCUCCAGGCCCUCGACCCUUCCGUGCACCUCGACCAGCGCUACCCGUUCGAGGCGUUCGAGCGCCAUUACAUGUUGGCGACGCUCGAGUACGCGCGUGUCCUGAUCUCCAACUUUUGGCACCGCCUGACGCCCAGCACGUGUGCCGCGAAAGGCAGCCGCGUCAAUUGUGGACUCGGGUACCGCUCAGUGCCCCACGUCGUGCGACUCGUGCGCAAGCUGCACCAGAAUCUGCGCCGGCUCGAGACCGAACGGCUACAAGUCGCAUCGUAA
Molecule: messenger RNA, 2343 nt
Organism: Hyaloperonospora brassicae
Lineage: Eukaryota; Oomycota; Peronosporomycetes; Peronosporales; Peronosporaceae
Source: the annotation of a GenBank genome assembly